Messenger RNA from Felis catus (domestic cat), 993 nucleotides. RefSeq names its product calcyon neuron specific vesicular protein (gene CALY). Gene Ontology annotation, molecular function: clathrin light chain binding. Gene Ontology annotation, biological process: G protein-coupled dopamine receptor signaling pathway; clathrin coat assembly; endosomal transport. The record is from RefSeq and is a predicted model, not a curated record. The coding region runs from base 147 to 818 and encodes 223 amino acids. Gene Ontology annotation, cellular component: membrane; endosome. The transcript has 6 exons. NCBI's taxonomy places the organism in Eukaryota, Metazoa, Chordata, Mammalia, Carnivora, Felidae.
CAGCCUCGGUCUCGGCUCGGCCCCUCCCCCGCCCCGCCCCGGCUGCGAAGCGUCUGGAACCGCGUCCUUCCUCCGCACCCUCGUCCUGCGACCGCGUCCUGCAGCAGCUGCCCGUCGGAGCCGCCUGACGAGGACCACCCAUCACCAUGGUGAAGCUGGGCUGCAGCUUCUCCGGGAAGCCGGGCAAGGACCCCGGGGACCAGGAUGGGGCUACCACGGACAGCGUCCCUCUGAUCAGCCCCCUGGACGUCAGCCAGCUCCAGCCACCAUUCCCGGACCAGGUGGUUAUCAAGACACAGACAGAAUACCAGCUGUCCCCCCCGGACCAGCCAAAGAAGUUCCCCGACCUGGAGGCCCAGAAGCUGGCCUGUAACCACCCUGAGGAAGGACGCAGGCUGCCCACAGCGCGGAUGAUCGCCUUUGCCAUGGCGCUCCUGGGCUGUGUCCUGAUCAUGUACAAGGCCAUCUGGUAUGACCAGUUCACCUGCCCCGACGGCUUCCUGCUCCGGCACAAGAUCUGCACCCCGCUGACCCUGGAGAUGUACUACACCGAGAUGGACCCCGAGCGCCACCGCAGCAUCCUGGCGGCCAUCGGGGCCUACCCGCUGAGCCGCAAGCACGGCACGGAGACGCCCUCGGCCUGGGGGGAGGGCUACCGCGCCGUCAAGGAGGGACCCAAGGCGCCCACCCAGGCGGGGGCGGCGGCGGCGGCGGCGGCGGCGGCGGCCACCGAGCCCCCCGGGAAGCCCUCCGCGCCGGGAGAGAAAGAGGCGGCGCGGAAGGCGGCAGGCAGCGCCCCGCCCCCGGCCCCCCAGUGAUGGCCCCUCCGCACCUGCAGCCCGGCGCCCCCUGCCGGCACCUGUGACCGCCCUCGCCCGACGCUCUCCCAUCUCGUGGUCGUGCCCCUGCUUCCAGGACCCCUCGCUGACGCCCCCUGCCCCCGAGCUUGCAGCUCUGUUGCUUUUCUCUAAGUAAAGAUUCAUAUCCACCUGG